Messenger RNA from Meriones unguiculatus (Mongolian gerbil), 3976 nucleotides. Its product is annotated as core histone macro-H2A.2. NCBI's taxonomy places the organism in Eukaryota, Metazoa, Chordata, Mammalia, Rodentia, Muridae. Gene Ontology annotation, cellular component: nucleosome. Gene Ontology annotation, biological process: nucleosome assembly. Gene Ontology annotation, molecular function: structural constituent of chromatin; protein heterodimerization activity; DNA binding. The transcript is spliced from 9 exons. Bases 716 to 1834 code for a protein of 372 amino acids. The record is from RefSeq and is a predicted model, not a curated record.
ACAUCUGUGCCUCCACCACCACACGGCAGAUUCUCGUCUUCGUUUAUGAAUAGCAGACAGGCACGAGUAUAAAUACUCGGUUCCUGUGGCCGCCGUGCGCGACACAGUAAUGUGUUUUGUAAUAUUUUCAGGUCAGGGCUGCAUUCAAGGUGGCCUUUCUGCGUUCCCCUCUCACCCCAUAGCCGGCGGAUGGAUGCCCACACCUCUUUCUCCCAGCAAAGGUGGGUCGAGCUAACGGGAGCCCGUGCCUGGCGACCGCAAGGCCUCCGUGCAGGGCUCUAGGGAAGGGGAGUCCUCGCCGCCAACGGCUCCGCGAGGCGCAGGCCGGGUGGUUCCACUGCAGAAGGACAAUAGCUCAUCAAGCCCCACGAAAGCCCCCGGACCCGUCGCGGAGCCUGGGCUGGCGGGGGAUGAGGCUGAGCGACUCCUCCUAGAGGUGGUUAUGUGGAGAAGGAGCAAUCCCUUCUCCCUCCUCCUCCUCCCCCCGCUACUAUCCGCGGCCCGGAGAACUGCCGCUUGCCGCCAUUGACACGCACAGAUACAACCCCAAGAAAGGCAGCGUCCUGUCCGGCACCGGCGGCACGCGGGCCGGACCUGCGGCCGGGAUUGGCGCGCACUAGGCCACCGGGCGCCCGGAGCCCGCGGCGCAGCACCAGUGUUGCAUAAGUGCCAGGAGGCCAUUUUGUCAGCAAGCUGAGAGGAAAACUGAGGCAAGAUGUCAGGCCGGAGUGGGAAGAAGAAAAUGUCCAAGCUGUCCCGGUCAGCCAGGGCUGGUGUCAUCUUUCCAGUAGGGCGGUUGAUGCGGUACCUGAAGAAAGGGACAUUCAAGUACAGGAUCAGCGUCGGAGCGCCCGUUUACAUGGCUGCUGUCAUUGAGUACCUGGCAGCGGAAAUCCUAGAGUUGGCCGGGAAUGCUGCAAGGGACAACAAGAAGGCCCGGAUAGCCCCCAGGCACAUCCUGCUGGCUGUGGCCAACGAUGAGGAGCUCAACCAGCUGCUGAAGGGAGUGACCAUUGCCAGUGGGGGUGUCCUGCCUCGAAUUCACCCUGAACUGCUGGCCAAAAAGCGAGGGACCAAAGGCAAGUCAGAAACGAUCCUCUCCCCACCCCCAGAGAAAAGAGGAAGGAAGGCGGCAUCAGGCAAGAAGGGGGGCAAGAAAUCCAAGGCCACCAAGCCACGGUCAUCCAAGAAGUCCAAACCAAAGGACAGCGAUAAAGAAGGAACAUCCAAUUCCACCUCUGAAGAUGGCCCGGGGGAUGGCUUCACCAUCCUGUCUUCGAAGAGCCUCGUUCUGGGGCAGAAGCUAUCCCUGACCCAAAGUGACAUCAGCCAUAUUGGCUCCAUGAGGGUGGAGGGCAUUGUCCACCCAACCACAGCCGAAAUAGACCUCAAGGAAGAGAUAGGUAAAGCCUUGGAAAAGGCUGGGGGUAAAGAGUUCUUGGAGACAGUAAAGGAGCUUCGCAAAUCCCAAGGCCCUUUGGAAGUUGCUGAAGCUGCCGUCAGCCAAUCCAGUGGACUCGCUGCCAAGUUUGUCAUCCAUUGUCACAUCCCCCAGUGGGGCUCCGACAAAUGUGAAGAACAGCUGGAAGAGACCAUCAAAAACUGCCUGUCCGCAGCUGAGGACAAGAAGCUUAAGUCCGUCGCCUUCCCGCCUUUCCCCAGCGGCAGGAACUGCUUUCCCAAACAGACGGCCGCCCAGGUGACCCUCAAGGCCAUCUCGGCCCACUUCGACGACUCGAGCGCAUCCUCUCUGAAGAAUGUGUACUUCCUGCUCUUUGACAGCGAGAGCAUCGGCAUCUAUGUGCAGGAGAUGGCCAAACUGGACACCAAGUAGCUCUCUGGCGGGGACAGAGGAGGACCAAUGUCACGUCACGAGAGCAGGGGGGUUAUUUUUCAAAGGAUUGAGGAAGGGUGACAUGACAGGGGAGCAGAGGGCGGCUGAGAGGGUGUCUGAGCAGCGGAACAGGUCCUGCCUGCCUGGGGAAGAGGCCCAGUGCAUUUUAUAUUCUCUUUACAAAGGGCCACUUCCGCACUUGGCCAGGUCUCCACCAGGGGUUUCUUUCCAUGUGUUUUCUUCCUGUUGUUUUAGAACUUUUUUUAAAAAAACAAACAAACAUAAAAAUAGACCUUGUUUAGAUUUAUAGCAUUGACUUUUAUUCUCUCUCUCUCUCUCUCUCUCUCUUUACACACACACACACACACACACACACACAUACACACACAAAUCCUUUCAAAGUUCUUAAGGCUUUGGUUCCUCCUUUUUCCAAGUGAAGAGGAUGUGACAGCCAAACUUGGGUAUACUGGCUGUCCCCCUCAGUGGAGAGAAGAUGGGAAAGACAUCUUGGGGUGCUUUUCUGUUCUAGGGUCCCGUCUCUGACCCUUAAAAUAUUUGUAAUUACACCUAAAAGGGUUUUGCUUUGGGAUUUUUUUUGUUUGUUCGGUUUUGUUUUUUAAAGAAAAAGAAAAAUGAAAGAAAAAAUAAAAGAGCCAGUGUCUUUCUUAUAACAUAUCCCUUUAUUGCAAUAUUUCUUCCUCUUGGGAAACUGUGUCCCACAGGUAGAUUCUUCCAGAGUGUUGUAAAGAAACAGCACAAGUCCUGUCACUGAUGAGUCUCACCAUGGUCUGUAAAGUCAGACAGCAGCAUGGCAGCUUUCUGCAGAUAGUUGAUCCUGUGCCCACAGACGGUGAGCCUGCUGGCUCGUGUCCACAACAGCAGAGCCAGGACAAAGCUGCCGAUGGCUCUUCAGUAUCUGGGAGAGAGACUCAAGUCUCAACUGUGUAACAGAUCUUAGCCACAGCCCAAAUGGGGAUGGGCUGGAAGCACCAGAGAGGCUGGUAUAACAUGGACUCAACUUCCUUUAACCAGAGGCCAAGGCCAAAAACAAGCGGAAAGAGGCAGGGUUUGGAGAGGCAUGUCUGAAUCCACUGAAGUCUCGUCUGCCAUAGACAUUCAGCUUAGGCCACGCACAAGGACUCCUCCCUGCUGGACAAGCUCACAUGGAUAGCGAAGUCAUUCAUAUAUGUUAGCAGUCUAUAGCAGACAUGAUGGCCAGGGAGGGCCCAAGUGACAGGAGCUGGCAGAAAAUCAGCAGCAUGGCUCCAACCCCCAGCAGCAGCCUGUUGGUAACCUCGAAAUCACUAGGAAUCAUUCACAGAUGCCCCUCUGAACUCUGAAGAGCAAGAAGCCAGGACCCUCCCCCAGUCACAGGUCCCCAUCCUAGGAUUCUAGGAUUCUGCAGCGGUGGCAAACCUCAUUCUAGCAGAGUGUACACCUCACUCUGCUGGAACGGUGUCUGAGUGACGGUCCUCACAGCCAAGCAACCACCAUUCUGGGGAAUUCAGCUGCUGCCCAUUUUUAAAGGAUUGUCCCAACUGCCCUUGUUGACUUUUUAUCAGCUCGUGGGGUGGUGGGGAGGACCAGGAGACCCUCCCCUGUGUAUCCAGCAGCGGCCUACCACUUGUAUCAACUCUGCCUUAAUUGCACUGCGUGUAGCCUCAGGAGGGGCUAGGGCACACAGGCCAGGGAGGGCUAGGAGAGGCGCUCCAUACUGCUGCCUGCUAUCAAUGAAGCCCUCACCCCUGCUGGUUAAAGCUUCCCAGUUUGGCGGGUUGUGGGAGAAGCACAGCCCUCAUCAAUACUACGUAAGGAAAUCCAAUAAACUCAUGGGUUCCAAGGAGUAGGUUGACAGAACUCUGCCUCAGUUUGUCAUUGAGACCUUAGGAGAAGGGGCAAAUGUUGCUUACAUCUCCCCACUGGGAAGAAAUUCCAGCAACUAAAAAAGAAUUUUGUCUGACUCUUUGUAAAUGUACCUAUGACCUACAGUCAAUCGAAUAUGGAGAUAAAGAUUCAUGAAGGUUAAAGAGCGUCCCAAGGUACUAGAAAAGCUGAGGCAGGAGCAUUACUUGAGUUCAGGAGUUCAAGGCCAAUCUCAAUAAUGUAGAUAGACAAUGUCUAGGAAGAGGAGAGAGAGAGAGA